GAUCGGAUUUUAUUUUCAGGCUGGCAGCACUGGUCAGCAUAUUCAACUAUAAAAUUUAUAACAAAUUCUGUGCAGUCUCGGAUUUUAUUUUCAGGUUGUUAAAUUUGUUGUUGCACCAAUAUGCCACCAAAAAAGGCGCCAGCAGCCCCGAGCAAAAAGACGGAGCAAAAGAAAAAGGAGAAAGUCAUUGAGGAUAAAACCUUUGGCCUGAAGAACAAGAAAGGCACCAAGCAGCAAAAGUUUAUACAGCAAGUACAGAAACAGGUGCAGGCCGGUGGUCAUCAUCCUCGACAGGAUGGCGACAAGCGCAAGGAGGAGAAGGAGAAGAAGUUGGCCGAUCUGCGUGAGAUGGCCUUGAUCUUUAAGCCAGUGCAAGGACAAAAGGUUGAGAAGGGCACCGAUCCCAAAUCAGUGGUGUGCGCAUUCUUUAAGCAAGGCACCUGCACCAAGGGAGACAAGUGCAAGUUCUCCCACGAUCUGUCCCUGGAGAACAAGGUGGAGAAGCGCUCGGUUUAUGUGGACAUGCGUGAUAGCGAAGACGACCCCAUGACCAACUGGGACGAUGCCAAGCUGAAGGAGGUCAUCGACAAGAAGCAUUCAGGCGAAAAGCGACGACCCACCACGGAUAUUAUUUGCAAAUACUUCCUGGAAGCCGUGGAGAAAUCCAAAUACGGCUGGUUCUGGGAGUGUCCCAAUGGUGAGAAAUGCAUCUAUCGUCAUGCCCUUCCCGCUGGCUAUGUGCUGAAGCGUGACAAGAAGAAGGAGGAUAAACCAUCGGAGAUUUCGCUUGUCGAUCUCAUUGAGAAAGAGCGUGCAGCCCUGGGUCCCAAUCAAACUCGAGUGACCUUAGAGUCCUUCCUGGCCUGGAAGAAGCGCAAACUACAAGAGAAGAAAGCGAAACUGGCUGCCGAGGAGGAACGCAAGAAGAGUGACUUCAGCAAAGGCAAACAGUUUGGUAUCUCGGGUCGUGAAAUGUUCAGCUUCAAUCCCGAUCUGGUCGACGAUGGUGAAAUGGAGGAUGGCGAUGCUGCCUUCGAUGUCUACAAGCGCGAGGACGAUGAUGAUGAGAAUAUUGUUGAAUUUAAGGAACUCGACUUGGCAGCCCUCUCCUUGGCCGCUAAGGAGGUUGAUGAUUCCGGCACCAUUGCACCCAGCACCAGAUUACUCGAUCAAGCAGAAGAAGCAGCCAAAACCGCAGCAGCCGAGGAUGCAACGGCCGCCGCAUCCAGUGCUGACAGUGCGCCCGCUAUCAACAAAGAUUUGUUCACCGAUUUGGAUUUGGCGGGCGAACUAGAUGACUUGGAUCUUGAAGACGACGAUGAUGAUGAUGAGGAGGAUUAGGUGGAUGUGAAGGCAGCGAAAGCAAAGGCUUUGUUAUAGAUUCAUAUUCAAUUGCAUAACGUUCAUAUAAUGAUUUCUGCCUUUAGCAAGUUUCGAUUAAUAAAAUUGUGGCUUUCAAAUGUUCAUUUUCUGUAAA
Drosophila innubila is the source of this 1477-nucleotide messenger RNA. RefSeq names its product zinc finger CCCH domain-containing protein 15 homolog. Gene Ontology annotation, biological process: cytoplasmic translation. Gene Ontology annotation, molecular function: mRNA binding; metal ion binding. The record is from RefSeq and is a predicted model, not a curated record. NCBI's taxonomy places the organism in Eukaryota, Metazoa, Arthropoda, Insecta, Diptera, Drosophilidae. Gene Ontology annotation, cellular component: cytosol. The transcript is spliced from 3 exons. The coding region runs from base 121 to 1341 and encodes 406 amino acids.